This is a messenger RNA of Drosophila mauritiana, 1575 nucleotides long. RefSeq lists its product as uncharacterized. The record is from RefSeq and is a predicted model, not a curated record. The transcript has 3 exons. The coding region runs from base 1 to 1575 and encodes 524 amino acids. Lineage: Eukaryota; Metazoa; Arthropoda; Insecta; Diptera; Drosophilidae.
AUGCCAAUAAAAUUAGCGAGGGCAUAUAGGGAACCCAACUACCAUAUAGAAACCUUCACUUCGGUUCCGGUGGUGCCGAAGAACGCAACUAUGCUGACCUCCUGCCUGUGGACAACUCUGCCGUGGAUGGUCCUGGGCCAGACGUACUACAUGAGCUUUAUUUUCAACAACUAUGGGACAUCUAGAAUAAGUGCGCCACAACUUGGAUUCAAUGGUACAGCAAGAGAGCCCGUUGAGGGGGGCAAUCUGAAGAUCAGCUCGGAAGAACAUUCAGGCGAGGGAGAUACUCUGGAGGUCAGCUCACUGGAGCAUUCGCGGGAGUCCAAACAUAACUCAAAAAAGGACAAGGCAAUGGAAACACUUGAGUUGAGUUCAGAGGAUCACUCGCGGAAGAAGAUCGAAGCCAAGAAACCAAGUGUAGAGGACAAGGACUCCAGGGAUUCGGGUGAGACGAUGACCACCCGGUCUACUACCACACAGAUAAAGUCCACAACAAGGAGAAAAACAAAGGCCACAACAUAUGAAACUCCCGAAAUGGCCAAUGAAAUCACCACAGAAUCCACCAUGACCACUGCGAUUGACAAAGAAAGGCCAACUGUAGAAAUUUACACGGAAAGCCCCAAGGAAAAGUUUACAGAUCCACCGGUAAUCGGAAAAGAACCACCAGAUUCCAACACACCAGGUUUUUCCGUAAGAUCUUGGGACUCGGUAACACCACACCCAUCAGCAUUCUUCGAUUACCCAGAGGCCACAUGUAGCGAGGAUAUGGAUCUACACGAAGUAUUUGGCAUUAGGCUGGAACGAGAUAGGGGUUUGCCCACCAAGAUCUUGUGCACAUUCGAAAACAGAUGGGGAGGUCCUUGGCUGCUGAUGACGCGGAUAGAGCUCCCAGUUCGUGUUCACAUGCGUCACUGGUUCUUGGGCUAUCUAACAGCGGACUACAAGGACAUGAACAUUAAUUUCUUGGCCCUGGCCCAUAUCAUGAACUCCAUGCGCACUGCCAUGUUGAUCCUUGGCCAGGAUAAGGACAACAAAUUGGUCUAUAAUCUGUACGAUGAUGUGGUCAUAUCGGCCUUCAAUGAUCUCUUCAUGAUGCGAAAAGCCGAAUUGGUGGAGGCCAACACGACGGAAUUGCUCUUUGUAUCCGUCGGCAAGGUAUUGAGUUCGUAUGCGGGCCGCAAUCGAUCGUGUCCUUUGCAGGUCCUUGGCAGCUGGUGGGGUCACCAUUCGGUGCAGGAUAUGUACCAGGGAUUCUUUUGUAUUUUCCCCAAGGAUCGCAUCAUAACCAAGCCAGGCUAUGUGGCCAUUUUUAUAAAACCCAGCCUUUUCCCGGCGAAUAACACAGCUCUUUACGAUCAUCCCAUAUCGACACGACGUCCCUGGUCAAACAGCAACUAUAAUACUAAAAUUUUAAAUGAAACAGAGAAAAAUUCGAAGGCAUAUAAAAAAGAACAGCAAUUGGAGUGGGAACGAAACAAGAUGGCUGUGCAAAAGGAGCUGGAUCGUCGAGCCAGGAUCUUUGAAGCUAUUGACAGGCUGAGGAUGGUGGAGGCCCAGCGGCACAGGGGGAGGUAG